Molecule: messenger RNA, 3030 nt
Organism: Notothenia coriiceps (black rockcod)
Lineage: Eukaryota; Metazoa; Chordata; Actinopteri; Perciformes; Nototheniidae
Product: KIAA1217 ortholog
Exons: 6
Coding region: 153-2585 (810 amino acids)
Source: RefSeq, a predicted model, not a curated record
CUCAUAAUUUCCAACAGGAGGGUGAAGAGGACACACCACCUCCCAGCCCCCAACCCAAACCCAACAAGGUCCCUCCAGAGACGAAGCCCAAGCCGGCCACCCCUCCCCCCGUCACUGUUCCCACAGAAGAGGAGGACGAAGGGGACAAAAUCAUGGCUGAGCUUCAGGUGUUCCAGAUGUGCACAGUUAAGGAUGUAGGGGUGAAACAUUUGGUAGAACCCACCUCUCGAAUUGAUCCGCAAAUCAGAGAGCUGAGGCCCUUAAUGCCUCUCAAAGAGAAAAAGCAGAGCUCAGAGUCCACACGGGAGGAUAAAGAUCCCGACACAGAUGAAAAUGGGAACACAACUCUCCGACAGAGCCAAGGGGUCAUUUACUAUGUGACCGGGCAGAUUCCCAAAGAGCAUCCAACGCUGUCCGGAACGGAGGAGAUCCACGAACACCGAGAGACCGCACAGCCUCCAUCACAGGUGUCAAAUGUCAAUGUUAACGACAAUUCUCCAAGUCAGCAGCCACAACCGUCUUCACCACCAAAAUCUCCUAUAACACCUCCACCGAUAUCCCCCAAACCUGUGGGACUGAAAGGGUUCAAACUUCCAAGGAAGCAAAUGAAACGCUCCGAGUCCUUGAAGAGCAGCGUAGAAAUGGAGAAGGGGAAAAUCCUCAACAAAAUUAACACUGAAAAGAAAAGUAAAUCUGUCCUGCAGCAUGUUUCUUCAAGUAAGAAUAUAAUACCUGAGCCUGUGGCCACGACCAAAACCGUUAAGGUGGCGCCAAAAAGUUCACUAAAAAAGGCUCACAGUGAGGAUCCGCCUAAAGCGAGCUACGUGGAUUUUAACGAGGAGGACAGUCUUAGUCCUGACUUACCUGGAGAAGAGGCUCCUCCCCCUCCUGAAAACAUAGCAUUUAUGAUCACUAACACCAAAGUGCAGGCCCUGUCCUGCGGCGAGUACCAGGACCUGGUCAACGCCAAGAAAGGAAGCGUGCAGACGGUCACUGUAGGUAGCGCUCGCCACCGAGGGAAAGACUCAAUGGAUCCCAAUUUCCAACAUGAUAACGGCUACAACAAGAAGCCCGUCAUCAUCAUUUUUGACGAGCCCAUCGACAUCCGUUCGGCGUACAAACGUCUGUCUGUCAUCUUCGAAGGUGAGGAGGAGCUGGACAGGAUGUUAGCGGCCGAGUGCAUCGAGGAGGAGAGCGAGGAGUCUGACUCUGAGAAGGGUAGCGGGCGGCAGGCUAAAGCAGGAGGGAGCCAGGUGGUUGACGGCAAAGACGUUAGCGCUUCACAGCUCAACGCUGAACGCGUUAGCUUGUCAUCCUCGUCUUCAUCGAUCUCUGAGCCCGCAGACAGUGGAGUGAACUCAAACGGUGACGCCAAGACGGACGGAAAGAAGAAGUUCAAGUUUAAGUUCCCUAAGAAACAGCUGGCGGCGUUCACCCAGGCCAUCCGCACCGGCGCCAAGUCCGGAAAGAAGACCUUACAGGUGGUGGUGUACGAAGACGAGGAGGAAUCAGACGGUACGAUCAAGCAGCACAAGGAGGCCAAGAGGUUUGAGAUCACGCGCUCUAAAUCCCUAGCAGAGGCUCACAAGGGCGCAGUGCUGAAGAGGCAGAACUCAGAGUCCCUCUUCAGGACGGACGAGAUCCGGAAGAACGCCUACAAGACGAUGGACAGCCUGGAGCAGACCAUCAAGCAGCUGGAGACCACCAUCAGCGAGAUGGGGCCGGCCUCCCCCACGGAGGAAGCUAACACGGGGAAUGGGAACAUCUCAGAAGGGGCGGGGCUUAAGAGGUCUUCCUCUCUGCCCACCUCCAGGGGGUCCGGCCCUAAGGUACCCAGCAAAAGCAUUCUGGUGAAGAAGAAUAAACCCCAGCUGCUCCCACGCCCUGUAGUCCCUACUACCAGCACCACCACUGUCCCCAGUGAAACUACCGUACAACAGAACACCAGUGUCGCGUCCCCUACUAGUCGGAUGCCCGUCCCUUUGUCUGCGAAGUCCAGGCAGUCGCCGGGUACUACUGACAAAGCAGGAAAACCGCAAAAACUGCAGGACGCUCAGAGGCAGUUCCGACAGGCUAACGGAAGUGCUAAAAGAGUGGGAGGGGAUCAUAAAACUACUUCCCCUACUAUUCCCACCUCUAAAAUCCCUGCUUUUUAUCCUAGCUCUCCUAAAGGCAGCCCCCAGUCUGCACCAAACUCAGAUGCUACUAAUCCCAUUAACCCUUCCUCUUCCUCCUCUGCGACAAAGUCCUCCAUCCUGUCCUCUCCUCUUCCUCGCUCCGGUUCCCAGCCCUCCUCCCACAUCCCCUCCCUGUCUAACGGAUCCCUCAAACUCCCCUCACAACACACAGGUAAAACUCUUUCGUUCUCCUCGCAGAAUGGUCGAGUGCACUCCUCCUCUUCCUCCUCUUCAUUCUCAUCAUCCUCAUCCUCCCCCUCCCCUCUGUCGCCCACACCUUUGGGCCCGGGUGGAAAGAGCAUCCGCACCAUACACACCCCCAGCUUCACCAGCUACAGGGCCCACAACGGCAGCAGCAACGGCAAAUCCUGCAUCCCAACAGCCACCGCCGCUAAGGACGCUUCCUAGGCCCCGUUCACCGCCCAGUGGUCUGUUACAGCUCAGAGAGUCCUGAUGUGAACCCCAAAUGUUGAGUACUCCAAAGUUUUAUCCUUUAAAUGUAUAGUACGGGACCCCAGCACAUAGAAACUGCCAGAUGCUAACUUGCAGACGUUGCGUUAAAUAGCAUUAAUUAGCAUCUUAUGUUGACAUUAGUUAAAUAAUUAAACGGCUUGGCUCCAACUGUUUUGGAGUCGUUAUUGGAAUAAUUGAGUCCAUUUCUGAUCUUUUCAGAAUCAAACAUGCCAGUUUUAACCAGAAAGAGGCAAUAUUUCUACUCUAUGGGCUGACUUUUAUACAUUUUGGGUCAAUUUUGAAGAUUUAGAGCAGUGGUUACCAACCUGGCGGGGGGGCGCCAAAGAUCGCAGGGGGGGGCGCCAGGCCUCAGAUGAUUUGAGGCCAAAUAUCAUAUUUA